Molecule: messenger RNA, 1303 nt
Organism: Microtus oregoni (creeping vole)
Lineage: Eukaryota; Metazoa; Chordata; Mammalia; Rodentia; Cricetidae
Gene: Mrpl51
Product: mitochondrial ribosomal protein L51
Exons: 3
Coding region: 381-767 (128 amino acids)
Biological process (GO): translation
Cellular component (GO): mitochondrial large ribosomal subunit
Molecular function (GO): structural constituent of ribosome
Source: RefSeq, a predicted model, not a curated record
UCACAGUGGAGGACGCCCAGGGAAACAGGAGAGGGUUUAUUUGCACGGACACGGAGUUCCGGGUUGGAGAUGUCCUACCCUGCGACAAGAAAAUGUGCCGCAGCCCUAAAAACGUCCCCUGGCUAAACCGGAAGUGUCUGAGCUGGGCGCGCAUGCUCGGCCAGAACUUGGGGGGCGGAGAUUGUGGCUAGGGCGGUGCGAGCCGAGGGGCGUCCGCUCCCAAAGCUAGCUGGGUAAAGCCCAAGAUGGCGUCUCCUGCUGUCUGUUCCGCGUGAGCCCCUGCUGAGACUGUGUCCUUUACCUGGUCUUUGAAAUAUACACCUGGUCCCUAUUUUUCUGGCUAGUGCUGGGCCCUGUCGAGGUAGACGGGCGCUAGAGUAAUGGCAGGGAGUCUCCCUUGGGUGGCAAGUAGGAGCCUGUGGGGCUGGAUGCCCUUGGCGUGCAGAAGCUUCUCUCUGGGUGUACCGCUGUUGACCCGUGUGAGGCUUACGCUGCCGCCCCCGAGAGUGGUUGACCGCUGGAACGAGAAGAGGGCUCUGUUUGGUGUCUACGACAACAUCGGGAUCCUGGGGAACUUCGAAAAGCACCCGAAGGAACUGAUCAAGGGCCCGGUAUGGCUUCGAGGCUGGAGAGGAAAUGAGUUGCAGCGCUGUAUCCGAAAGAAGAAAAUGGUUGGAAGCAGAAUGUUCGCCGAGGACCUGCACAACCUCAACAAACGGAUCCGCUAUCUCUACAAACACUUUAACCGGCAUGGGAAGUACCGCUAGAACAGAGAACUGGGAACUCGAGAAGAGAUGCGCUUGUCACCCUGGAGAAGGGGAACAGGACCUAUCCCUGCGAGGAAACGCAGUGUGCUUUCUCUGAUAAAAUGGGCUGUCUUUGGGAUGGGAUAUGCACACUGUGUGUUCCCUCAGUGCUACUUCUGCUCACUCCUGCAGACUCAAGUUUCUCAUUCCUGAGUCGUAAGCUCUUCUGUUAAGAUCUUACUUAUUUACAACCCAAUCAUACUUUACGUCUUAGAAGUACGACAAUUAGAAUCAUUAUUGUUGGCUCUUUCUGACCUUGGCCCUUCAUGUUUGGUGGUUUUUUUUUUUUUUUUUAUGUAAUCUUAGAGACAAAACCCAGGAACGUUGUCAUUCUAGGGAAAUGCUCUGCCACUGAGCUCCCCGGCCCCUUGGAAGUGCAAUGAUGCUGUUGUCUCUAAAGAGUGUGACACCAAAAUGAAGUGGGAAAGUGAAAUUACACUUGUACUGCGCUCAUCAAAAUAAAUGAGGUUAACUUCUCUGAGUAGAGAAGUAUUUCA